This is a messenger RNA of Cyprinodon variegatus (sheepshead minnow), 2203 nucleotides long. RefSeq names its product leucine-rich repeat-containing protein 15-like. The record is from RefSeq and is a predicted model, not a curated record. Gene Ontology annotation, cellular component: extracellular matrix. The transcript has 3 exons. Lineage: Eukaryota; Metazoa; Chordata; Actinopteri; Cyprinodontiformes; Cyprinodontidae. Gene Ontology annotation, molecular function: protein binding. Bases 61 to 2166 code for a protein of 701 amino acids.
UCAGUCGGGUCCGGUUUUACCAGAACUCAGCUUAAAGGCAGCACUGUUUUCAAGUAAGAGAUGUUUGGAUGUGCAUUGCUGCAGCUGAUGAUGCUGGCAGCUCUAACUCUGGCCUCUCUGGGCCUGCUGGCCUGGGCGUCGGACCUCUGCCCGGCCCGCUGCCAAUGCUCUGAGAACCAAACCACUGUUACAUGUCAUGGUAAAGGACUGAGCCAGAUACCCCCACUGCCAGCAGGAACAUUGCAGUUGUUCAUCUCGCACAACAAGAUCAAGGAGAUACCUGAACACGGGCUGAACGAACUGCAGGUCCUGGACCUCAGACAGAACCAGCUUUGUAGCUUUCUAAAACUCAACCCAGUUUGGCCCAGUAUGACCCAGUUAACAAGGCUGCUCCUUCGUGACAACGCUCUGACAUCACUGCAUUGGGGGCAGUUCCUAAACUGUCCCUCUCUUGUCUUCUUGGAUCUGAGUAAGAACCGGAUCAAGCAUCUAACAGAAGGAUUCCUCAGCGACUUAGCUAGUCUAAAGACGCUGCUUCUGAGCCACAACCAGAUCGAAACGCUGCAGGAGGGGGUGCUGGAUGGAGCCCUCGGACUCACUGAGCUCUGUCUGGACUUUAACAGUUUAAGGCAAAUAGAGGGUGGCGUCUUCAUGAAAUCCAAGAGACUGGAGAAGCUUGUUCUGUCUAACAACCAGAUCAUACAAGUUGGAGAAGCCACUUUCAGAGGAGCAGUGGGUCUUAAACAUCUUGAUCUGAGUGGUAACCGGCUGCAGGCUGUUCCAUCGGAGGCGCUGAGGGAUUUAAAGAAGCUUCAGCUUCUGAAUUUGGGGCUAAACCAUUUGUUCACCCUUCCAGCAGACGGCUUCCCCUCACUGACUCAGCUGCUUCAUCUCUGCUUGAAAAGAAACAACCUGACCAGUCUCCCGGAGAGCUCCCUCUCAGGUCUGGUUAAUCUGAGCGAGCUGGAUCUCAGUCAAAACUUUCUAUCUUCUCUUCCUUCUGAUGUUUUUAGAGACCUGGUCAACCUCAACCUUCUGGAUCUGUACAUGAACCGACUGACAGAACUUCCCCCUGAUGUUUUCAGAAACUUAAUCAAUCUGUCAGAGCUGCGGCUGGAUGGAAACAACAUCUCCACACUCCCGUCUGGGGUUUUUCACACGCUAGUCAAACUACAAGACUUAGAGUUGUCUCAUAACCACAUCCUGGAACUCCAUCCUGCCCUGUUCACCAACCUCAUGUCUCUGCAGAACCUUCAACUGGCUCACAACCAUCUAAAGCAACUUCCUGAGGGCCUUUUUCACAAGCUGCAGGCCCUCAAAGAGCUGCACCUGGAUGAUAACCACAUCAGUUCCCUCCACCCAUCAGUCUUCCAUGGAUUAAUGAGAGCAACCACAGUGAGCCUCUCCAACAACCAGCUUUCAUCUCUACAUCCUGACCAGUUCAGGGAUCUUUCUGGGUUAAAAGAGUUAAAAUUGGAUAGAAACCAGAUUGUUAAACUCCCCUCUAACUUGUUCACCACUCUUGGAAAACUUGCAACACUAGAUAUGGGCAACAAUAACCUCACUAAGCUGUCUUUCCACAGCUUUGAAGGGCUGAAGAAACUUAAAAAUCUGCGAAUGAGCUUCAAUCCGCUUCAGAGUGUUUAUUGCAACGCCUUCCAGAACCUCGGCAAGCUCCGCACUCUUCUGCUGCAGAGCAACAGCCUGGAGAGCUUACAUCCGGAGCUCUUUGAACCACUAACUAAGCUAAAAGAACUGAACCUGGAUGGAAAUAAGCUGGCCCACCUGGAUCCUGGGGUCUUUCAAGGGCUUAAAGACCUCCAGGAGCUAAGCCUAAAGUCAAACCAGCUUAGGUCCCUGCAGAAAGAGACUCUGGACCCUCUAAAAGGAUUGAAAAGCAUCUACCUCUCAGAUAAUUUGUGGAAUUGCACAUAUAGCAGUAUAUUCUACCUAUGCAACUGGGUCACCGUGCACAGAGAAAAAGUGAGCGAUAAGCCCGCCUGUUACUCCCCCUCCAGGACUGAGCGCCCUCCUCCCCCACAGUCACCGCGCUUCUUACUGGAUUACUGUGCUGCAGCUGCUGCACGAUGCCCUGCUUUGCUUCCUCUAGAACUGCUGAGCGUGCUCGCACCUUCUCUCAUUGCUGCCGCCUUCUGUCACCUAUGAAGUGGUCCAAACUUUCCGUACGCCCUCUUCCUUAUUU